ACAGAAAUGAGCUGAGUAACACCAAGCUGUUUUUUUUUGUUUCAUCAUUCGAAUUUGUUCUUUGCAUUUGGGCGAUUGAAUUUGAGGGAACCAUCGUCAAUUUUCCCUUUCUGGGCACCCCAGAAUUCCUUUGGUGCUUCAGUUGGAACGACGAAAAGGAUGUCGGCGCGAUUGAUGAAGAAGGUUCUGAACGAGCAACACCACCUUCCCCAACACGUGAGCGAAGAAGAAGAAGAGAACGAUUCCGAGUCAAUCACUCGUUCCUCCAUCAACCUCUUUGACCUCCUCAACGACCACGAUUCUGAGCCCGAGAACCAGGGAGAUGAGUUGAUGUCCACGGAGGAAACGUUGGCUAGAAACAAUGAUAAAGAGGAGUCAUCUUGGUCGAAACCUAUUUCUGGGGUUUCCACGUCCAGUCUGAAAUCAAAGAAAAAAAAGAAGAAGAAAAACAAGGAUAGUGCCGUUGCCAAUAAAACAGAAGGUGAAAAAGAAUUGGACUUGAUUCUGGAAGGUUUAUCUCUGAAUGUCAACUCUGCGUCCGAGCAGCCUAUUUCUACCAAAGACAAAAAUAAAUCUGCUAAACUGCACACAGCCUCUAUAUUGCAAGUGGAUCCUAAGUAUUUGAAUGCUGAAAAUGAGCUGAGAAGGAUAUUUGGAUCCAAGGUUGUGAAAUCAUUUGAGAGUAGCAGUCAAGCGAGCAGUUCUAGGCAGAUGCGAGGGGUGAGGGGGCGUGGACACUAUACUCUUAGAAAGAGUGUUCUUGUCACUCCAUCAGACAAUUGGCUCCGCUGUGAGGAUUCUUUGUCUAUGCAAUUUUUGGAAAUAAAAAAUGGAUAUAACUACUUUAGAUAUGUACACUCGCCUUCCUACUCCCAAACUCAGAGAGCAUUUGAAGCUGCCAAAGCAAUUAAUGACAUAAAUGGCAUAGCAAGCAUAUUACAGCACCGUCCUUAUCAUAUAGAUUCCCUUCUAACAAUGGCCGAAUAUUUCGCAGUAUUGGGUGAACAACAGAUGUCUGCAGAUGCUAUUGCCAGGUGUCUAUAUGCCCUUGAAUGUGCAUGGCAUCCCAUGUUCAAUCCACUGCAGGGAAAUUGCCAGUUGAAGUUCAGACAUGAUACAAACAAACCUAUAUUCACAGCUCUUUUCACUCACAUGAACAAUUUGGACAGGCGUGGCUGUCAUAGAUCUGCCUUGGAGGUCUGCAAAUUGUUGCUUUCGCUAGAUUCUGAUGAUCCCAUGGGGGCUAUUUUCUGUAUUGACUACUUUGCUUUAAGGGCUGAGGAGUAUGCAUGGCUGGAAAAGUUUUCUGAAGAAUAUAAAAGUGAUAACUCCAUUUGGUUGUUUCCAAACUUCUCUUAUUCCCUUGCCAUUUGUCGGUUUUACCUUGAGCGUGAGGCCUGCAAAGAUGCUAGUAUGAAUGCUGAAAAGGCUUCUUCGUCUGAUCUUAUGAAACAAGCAUUGAUGCUUCAUCCUUCAGUCAUAAAGAAGCUAGUGGCAAAAGUACCAUUGAAAGAUCGCACAUGGACAGAUAUUCUCAAGCAUGCAUUUUUCCGGUCAGAUCAAACAGGAAUUCCAUCACAAGAUCACUUGAUUAAUAUAUAUGUUGAAAGAAAUUAUCUUAUAUGGAGGCUUCCUGAUCUACAAAAACUGCUAAGUGGUGCUGCAAAACUAGUGAUUGAAACACUAGAAAAUAAUAAAAGUGAAGUUAAGGAUUGGGCUUGUGUCAGAAAAGAAGCGUUUUCAUCUGAGAAAAAUGAGUAUGGACAUUUGUUGGUAUCUGAUUUCUCUGAUUCACAUUCAUCAAUUCCACGAGAAAAUCUGCAACAAUUUAUGGGUGUUCCAAGGAUGAUGGAGGGUGUGCAGGAUGAGAACCAAUUUGCUAAUCUACCUGGCAAUGGCCAUGCUCCUCGUGGUGUUGCAAAUAGAAAUGCAUUAGCUGUCUUGUUCGAGUCAAUGCUACCAUGGGUUACUUAUGAGGAUAGGGAGGAUGGUGGACCUGAUGAUGGUAACCAACAUGAUGACCACAGGCAGGACAAUCAAUGAUUCUGGAUGCUACUACCCUUCCUGCUCUAAAGGCCUUUUUUGGCUGGAGUGUUGAACUCAAUGAUGAGAUGUUUUGUACAGAGCGAUGCCUAGGGAGCUUGAUAUCUUCUGCUAUUAUGUUGAUCAUUGUCAACCAUCUAGGAACUCUAGACGCAUAAAAAUGCCAUAAUUUUGUGCUGUCUAAUUUAGGGAUAUUGCUUCCAUUAUGAUUUUUCAUUUGAUGUGCUUCAAAACUUUGGUCAACAUUGUUGUUUAAUAAUGUGCUGUCAUACGAGUUUAAAUAUGAUAACAACUACUUGAGGGCAAAUUCUUUUAUAACAACAUAGUUGGAUGAUA
Messenger RNA from Cajanus cajan (pigeon pea), 2379 nucleotides. Its product is annotated as transcription factor-like protein. The record is from RefSeq and is a predicted model, not a curated record. Gene Ontology annotation, cellular component: RQC complex. NCBI's taxonomy places the organism in Eukaryota, Viridiplantae, Streptophyta, Magnoliopsida, Fabales, Fabaceae.